GCACUGGGAAAAACCAUUACUUCCAGCCAAACGUUUCAGCGGGCAACAGCAGCUUCAAAGCGCUUCGAAAAGUGCAGGCUGUGCAGGGCUAAUCAUUCAUCUGAAGCAACGGCAAUUCCGCAAUUCCGGCAAUUCCGGCCUCCCCGUCCGAAAAUAGUCAAACUCAACUUGACCGGCCAACGCGAAAGCUGCAGUUUAGUGUGUCAAAAGUGUAUUUUUCCGGGUCGUCUAGCUUUUUUCCCGCAAUUAAUCAACUCCCUCGGCAGUGGAAAGUUUAUCCAGCGUGAAUUUUUGCAUCUUUGAGAAGAAAGGUCGAGUCUAAAGUUUUGCAAAAUGUUGGCCGCAACUACACUGUUCAAGAUGCUGCUGGUGACCUCGAUACUGUCGCAAGCGGUCCACUGUCAGCGGUUGCUGGGGCGGAGUCGCCGGGAAGCGACGAACACACCGUUGUCGUCCACCGAUGCGCCGGUUGAGGUAAGUGAAGCUGUCGACAAACAGUCGGCCACCGGGGAGGUGUUGAGUACGGCCGCUUCGACAAGGACACAGCGCAGCUACUACGGCGGUGGCUCGAGUGAAAGAUUGUUCGAUCUGGGCGGGCUGCUGGGAAGCCGCACCUACUACUCGGGUAAUCGGGGCUAUUACCCGUCCGGUGGGUACUACCCGCAGGGUGGUUACUACCCACAGGGCGGUUAUCUGCCGCAGGGAGGCUACUAUCCGGGAGGCGGCUAUGGCGGAUCGGGCUACUACCCGGGCACGAACACGCUGGGCGUCGGAUCGCCUGCGUACGGUGGCGGCAGCUACGGCGGUUAUGGCGGCUACGGCGGCUUCGGAGGUAAUGGUGGGCUGCAGUCGUACUACGGCUACAACAACGACAACUACUACGGCAACCGCAACCUGGGCUAUGGCUACUACAGCGGUACCUCACCGUCCGGCUACGUAGGCUCCACCCUUGUUAGCGGUUUCCGUGGCUACAACUAAGGACCGACCGGGUGACUUUGACGCACUCACUGCAGGCCACUCUACGUUUGUGACGUUUUUGUGACGUGUUGUGCUGUGUUGUCUGUCCGUUAAAUCAAUGUCUGUCCGUCUGUGUGUGUGUGGGCUUUGUACAAAUGCUGUGCUCGCUGUUUGAAAACAAAAUGGCAAACACCAAAAACGAAUCUCCAGAGUGCUACAAUUUGCCGGUCCAGUCCAAAAUCGAAUGUCCUGUUGUGCGUAGAUAAUACUAUCCGUUCACCGGUUCCGACUUGACAUGCCAAAAUCUAUAUUUAUAUUUCCUUCAUCUCAGCCAUCAGGAGCAACAGAAACGGUAUCUCACGCCCACCAGCAAAUCCCAUGCGCGUGGGUAAACGGGGGCCACUUCAUGGUACUUGCUCGAGUAAAUAAAGAUGUCGAUCAAAGAUCUAAUUUCGCGUAACAAAAAACGAUAAAAAAGCGUUAAAAGCAUUGCCACUUUCCAUUCACUGUGUCACUGUUGUCACCUCGUUUGCCGGCUAAUUUCGCGCCAUCCACUUCAUCCACUUCGUUGCUUCAAUUUUUCAUUCCCAUCAAACGAUUUUUAAAGAGAAAAUUAUGUAAGCUGCUUAGAAUUACUUCAACAAAAUGAGAAACAGAGAGUAAUAGAAGCUGCUGGAUGCCCUUUCACACCUGCCGGUUUGGUGGAAAAUUGCAUUUGACGUACAAGAAAUUGCUUUCGAUGUGAAUUUCACGUCCCAUUGUCUGUUUUUUCUUUGCACUGCUAGCAUCAGCAGCAGCAGCAGCAGCGGGAAUGCCGGUUCGACAGGUUUGCAUCUUGACUGCACAUGCAGAAUGCAAUACACACACAUCGACCGGACGCUCUCGGUCGGAACAGCUCUCUAUGCGAUGGAGACAAAAGUUCCUCAACCGUUACACUUCCUUCUUUUUCGCUGUCACUGACGCUUCGCUUUUUGGGUGUCCCAUCUUUGUUCGGCGAACAUUGGAGCGACACGCUGCACUCGAAUUUAAAUGGCGAAUUAAAUCGUUCGUUGAGUAUGUUUCUCUUUUUGUUGACUAUGUAAAAAAGCGUUUUAAAAAAAGUUGUGCUUCUGUGAAUAGUGUUUUUUGCCAAGACAUCUUUGUAAACCUUUUGUGUUGCUGGGUAGAAUACGUCUUUUUUUCUGUGCGUUGUAUUGUCUUUCUGUACGUGUGUAUGUGUGUCGUUUGCUUGUUACAAACCUGUGUCUGUUCUUCACGACGUCAUGAAACUUCUCAAGUAAUCAACUCUUUCGUUAAUGCUCUUGCCUUUUUGUUUUUAAUUCGGAUUUCCAUUUUUUC
Molecule: messenger RNA, 2295 nt
Organism: Anopheles coluzzii
Lineage: Eukaryota; Metazoa; Arthropoda; Insecta; Diptera; Culicidae
Product: prisilkin-39-like
Exons: 5
Coding region: 334-978 (214 amino acids)
Source: RefSeq, a predicted model, not a curated record